This is a messenger RNA of Fusarium vanettenii 77-13-4, 1395 nucleotides long. RefSeq lists its product as uncharacterized. Lineage: Eukaryota; Fungi; Ascomycota; Sordariomycetes; Hypocreales; Nectriaceae. The transcript has a single exon. The coding region runs from base 1 to 1395 and encodes 464 amino acids. Gene Ontology annotation, molecular function: acyltransferase activity, transferring groups other than amino-acyl groups. The record is from RefSeq and is a predicted model, not a curated record.
AUGUCGAGUUCAAGUUCACGAAGCCAGACCUCGUCGGCUGCCUUGCUGUGGGAUCACCAGGAUCUGGUCCCCAUUCAGAAUGUUCUAGCUGACGAGGAGCUGGUUCUGCUGCUGACGCCGGCCGUUGUUCCUCUAAAAACGAAUCUAACUAGCACGAGCGAUCCAUUCGAGCCCCUCGGCCGGGCACUUGCGCGGAAACACCCAUGGAUUCGCCACGUACCAUAUGUCAAAGACCGUGGCAUUACGGGCACUCAUGUGGCAUUCAUCAAACGAGCCAGAGUCGUCAUAUUUGUGCUCGCUGGCUUUUCCUCGGACGAGGGUGCUUUCCAGCUAGAAGUGGCUGGAAUAGUUCGAGAAGUGUGCGAGGAGCGCCCAACAGCCCUUGUGGCGUGCUGUCAACUUCCCGAAGAUGGACACAAUCGAAUUCACGAACUCGGAUUUCAAACAGUGCUUCAAUGCCCUGGAUAUUCCGCAUCAGACCUGGAAACCAUUGCGGCCCUCUUGACAAGUACGACAGAGUCAGAUAUGGACAUUGAUCCUGAGCCCCAAGCACUGUGGCCAAUCCAACCUUGGAACUACGAGAGAGAUCUUCCAGAAGUGCACAUGUUGUGGUUAGCGGCCCUGCCGCCAAAAUUCCACCUCAGUCGCGCUGUGCUUGGUUCGCUAUUGAAGCGCGACGGGUACGCUAUGCACCACAUCAUUAGGGAACCCAGCAGUGGGAGAAUUGUCGGAUUUUGCGCAACAUUCACCACGUUUGCGGAUAGCAGCGGCGACCGACUUAUCGGGUCAAUUGCUGCCAUUAUUGCCCACCAGGACUUUCGAGGUCGAGGGAUCGGGCGCAUGCUUCACGAUGAAGUUUUAAGCAAACUCAACAAGAUCCGAGGCGUCGGCCGAAUUCAGAUUGGAAGCACAUUCCCACGGUUACUUUACGGCUUACCUGAUCCCGUCAACAACAGCGAGUGGUUUGAGAACCGAGGAUGGAAACUAAACGAGCUUACGCCUGGGAAAGGCCGACCCGUGUCAGACUGGUGCUUGAGAUUCGCGGAUUCCCCAGCCCCCGACUUGGCUUCUGCGGGUUUAUCGUUCAGGCCAUGCCAGCUUCCAGACGCCCACCAUAUCAUCGGCAUGGCGAAUAGGGAGUCAGAGAGGAAGUUUGGGUUUGGGUGGUACGACCAGUACGCCAAGACAAUAGACAGUUGUCAUCUGAGCGAUGUAAUCGUUGGGCUUGAGGGGGACAAUUUGGUUGCGGCAGCCAUCACAUAUUUCCCCAACAACGGCAGCCCAUGUGCUGCAGAUAUCCCAUGGCCGGCUACAGUUGGGCAAGAUAUCGGAGGCGUUUCAUGCAUUUGCAUUAAAGGCAAGUUAUACCGUUACCACGCAAGUAUCCUACGCUGA